AUGCUUUAUUUCAGAGACAGAUCAUCUGUGAAGCAGAGCGGCUGCCUACAACUGGAUCGGCACGCCGCUCACCCACCGGUCUUCAUGGAGGCGCGGUGUGAAAGGAGGAUGCAGUUCAUUUGCUACCAAGGUAUUCAAGCAUUGGCUUCACUGCCAGCGACACCUAGCGACGACAUCUAUUAUUACGUGCUAGUGAAGCAGCUGUUAUACUGGCAGCAUGCUUACGACAACUGCUUGAAAAUGAACGGGACCCUCGCUAGUGUGGACAAUAAUGAUAUUUUGAUACAAUUGCUACUGGUCAUGGGAGAGAAUAAAGAUGAACCAAUUCAUCACAUUUGGAUUUCCGGUCGUCUAAACAUGACAAGAGAUACAUCAGAUGCAGUGAGUUAUUCGUGGCACAAUCCAAACAAUGGAAAGAAGAUUUACGACCCAGUACAUUUCAAUGAUCCCGCUUUUGCUUUGUAUAUGCCUCCAUGGCUAGAUGAAGAGUUCUCCAUGGAUAAUCCCUGCCUAAACCUGGAUAGGCAGGAUCAUCUCAACGGCUUGGUGUAUGGGCUGCCUUGUGACACGCCGCAGUAUUCCAUUUGUAUGAUUGAAAAAUCAAUCAAAUCUUCAAUGAUGGAGAAUGCCACCGAUGGAUAUGAAACCUCAAAAUGAAGAUAAUUAUAAAGUAUACAUGAAGAAU
Messenger RNA from Ostrinia nubilalis (European corn borer), 685 nucleotides. RefSeq lists its product as uncharacterized. The coding region runs from base 1 to 657 and encodes 218 amino acids. The transcript has 5 exons. NCBI's taxonomy places the organism in Eukaryota, Metazoa, Arthropoda, Insecta, Lepidoptera, Crambidae. The record is from RefSeq and is a predicted model, not a curated record.